AACACCUCGUCCGUCUCCCCCAUGGCCAGAAACCUCUGCCUGGUGUCUUGUCUACUCGACAAUUGAAAGUCAGCAAGACUCACUGUAAAGAGGUGGGUCACGGUCCAAGCAAUCCACGGGUACCAAGCUGUGGGACGCGAGAUCCUGCGAAACGCUGGAAGCUGUCGGUUGUAAACCGGGAUACACACCCACGCGAUAUCCAAGGGACCUUGUGUUUGGCGAUCGAGACGAAGGCGCCUUGGAACAUUCGCCGGACGUGACGCUUUCUCCGCUACGGUGGUGACACAGAGACACACACAUUCUUGUCGAGUAGGAAUGCGUGCCUUUCAUCCUCACGGUACUAUGUUGUCAUCGUCCUCUCCACCGGAGCGCGGGACGACGGGGACGCCGGACACGUCUAUCGCCCCGACUUCCUGGAAUCGGGCGGGCUCGAAGCGCCCUAUCCAAAGCCGAUCCUCCAACGAUUCCGGGGAUUACAGUUCUUUGGAUUGUGCCACUUUACACCACAGCUUGAAACGCGUCAAACUCAGUUCCUCCCCGGGUGAGUUGUGUCUAAAUCGUGAUCUGCUCCAUUUGGUCCGACACGAAGGGUGGAGAGUCGCGAGCGUUUUCCCGCAUGUUUACAACGAUUCCCAACAACAACAACAACAACAACAACAACAACAACAACAACACGACGCUGACAACGAUGAUCGAUGGAUAUCUCCGUGCCAUACGCAACUCUUGACACGUCAGGAUCCCUUGCGUUUGGAAUGGCGAACCCAACACGUCCUCGUUGUACUGCAAAUUCCCAGACUGUAUCCUCAUCGACCCCCCACAGUCCGCAUUGUCCCCGGUGCCGAUUCACCAUCCCUUAACUGGCCACGGGACAUUGUUUGGGACGCGUCCGGUGUACCCCUGGACGUACAUGAAUCGACCGCUGGUGCACCGUUGUUCGCCCGGGAAUCAUCAUCAUCGGCUACUUUGCGUUUGGAAUGGUCCCCCAUUCAACGAUUGACGGACGUUAUGCGAACACUGCAACAAACACUUUGUUGGGGAGAGAAUACACAGUCACCGGGUCAACAACAUCAAGAUAAAAUCGAUAAGGAGCGGAACGAUAGGAGGAACUUCAACGUUAAUAACGAGGGAUCGGCAAAGCACCCUGGAGGUAACCCUUAUCACAAUGACGACAUGGUGAUGGAUCCACCCGAAGCUCACACGCACCGGCGUCGUUCCCCCGCGACUCUCCCUUCGACCACCAAUUCCGAUACUUGGUUGCCACCAAAUCGCUUCGAUUGGGGCUUUGAUCGACUUUACAAAAUGGAUCAAGACUAA
Molecule: messenger RNA, 1314 nt
Organism: Phaeodactylum tricornutum CCAP 1055/1
Lineage: Eukaryota; Bacillariophyta; Bacillariophyceae; Surirellales; Neidiaceae
Exons: 1
Coding region: 316-1314 (332 amino acids)
Source: RefSeq, a predicted model, not a curated record